Molecule: messenger RNA, 1302 nt
Organism: Sclerotinia borealis F-4128
Lineage: Eukaryota; Fungi; Ascomycota; Leotiomycetes; Helotiales; Sclerotiniaceae
Source: the annotation of a GenBank genome assembly
AUGAAUUAUGUUACGUUCAACCAGGACUACAGCUGCCUGGCAGUCGGAACUGCCAAAGGCUUUCGCAUAUACCACACAGAUCCAUUCUCAAAGAUAUUCACGGGGGAUAAUGAAAAUGUAACGAUAAUCGAGAUGCUAUUCUCGACGUCCUUGGUGGCCAUCAAGCAAUCACCUAGACAUAUUGUAAUUCAGAAUACUAAGAGAGGCACGGUCAUAUGCGAACUUACAUUUCCAUCUGCGGUUUUGGCAGUGCGGCUGAAUCGAAAACGAUUUGCCGUGUUGUUGGAGGAGGAGAUAUAUCUAUAUGAUAUUCAAAACAUGGGCCUACUGUACACAAUUUCUACAUCAGCAAACCCGAACGCUAUAUGCGCCCUGUCUGCGUCAUCUGAGAACUGCUAUUUGGCAUACCCAUUACCGAAGCCCAGGGAAGAGACUGGAGACAAGAGGCCAGCCCAUGCACCACCGCUCUCGCCAUACGUUGCACCGACAUCCGGAGAGGUCCUUAUAUUCGAUGCGAAGUCGUUGAAGGCCGUAAACGUGGUUGAGGCACAUCGGGCACCAUUGUCAUGCAUUGCAUUGAACAAUGAUGGGACUUUGCUGGCAACGGCGUCAGAAACAGGAACGAUUAUCAGGGUGUUUUCAGUGCCGGAUGGACAGAAACUCUACCAGUUUCGAAGAGGCACAUAUCCAUCAACGAUUUUCAGUCUGUCAUUCAAUAUGAGCUCCACACUACUCUGUGUGUCCUCAAAUUCGGACACAAUCCAUAUAUUUCGGCUUGGCGGGGGUGCUACGGGUAUGCCGGGCUCCCCACGAUCCCCAAACGACAAAGAUAAAUGGAAUCGAUCCCGAAGUUUUGAUAGUGAUAACGGGUCUCCCCCAACUGGGAUUUCACCUGGUAGUGAGAUGGCAGAUGUCCCAACCGUCGCCACCAAGUCUGGCGGCACUUUCGGAAGCAUUUUUAGGAGAUCAUCGCAAUUGAUGGGCAAAAGUGUUGCUGGAGUUGUUGGAGGUUACCUACCCCAGGCUGUCACAGAAAUGUGGGAGCCUGCGCGGGACUUUGCUUUCAUCAAACUACCGAAAGGAGGAAUGGGAGCUACUCCGCGGAGUGGUCCACUCAAAAGUGUCGUGGCAAUAAGCAGCAGUAGUCCACAAGUAAUGGUGGUGACAAGUGAUGGAGGCUUUUACAUUUACAGUAUAGACAUGGAGACUGGUGGGGAGGGAGUUUUGGUUAAGCAGUAUUCUGUCCUGGAAGGCGAAGACUCUCUAGAACCGCCAAUUAAUUACGUGAGCUACCGUACCUAG